This is a messenger RNA of Periophthalmus magnuspinnatus, 1241 nucleotides long. RefSeq names its product H6 family homeobox 4 (gene hmx4). The coding region runs from base 100 to 840 and encodes 246 amino acids. The record is from RefSeq and is a predicted model, not a curated record. Lineage: Eukaryota; Metazoa; Chordata; Actinopteri; Gobiiformes; Gobiidae. Gene Ontology annotation, cellular component: nucleus. Gene Ontology annotation, biological process: regulation of transcription by RNA polymerase II. The transcript has 2 exons. Gene Ontology annotation, molecular function: DNA-binding transcription factor activity, RNA polymerase II-specific; RNA polymerase II transcription regulatory region sequence-specific DNA binding.
AGACUGCUGCUAUGCGCGUGGAGCAUCCAGACCCAGUGUCACGGCCAGACUUUAUGUGAUUGUACUGUGGACCGUCUCAGGACUCACGCCGGGAAGAAUAUGAAUAAAGUGCACGCGCCAUGCCGUCCCACCGCUGCGCUCACGUUUACCAUCGACAACAUACUUAACUUGAAGUCCAGUUCAAGGAGCACUGACGGCCUUCCCCCUCCGAAAAAUGAACUGGCCACGCGCACAGACAUCUAUCAGAAGCCGGAGGACACGGGCCAGCUGCCCAGACCUGUUAUCAGCGAGCUAAUCGCAGAUUCAGUCAUCAUUAGUCAAGGAGAGCAGGAAAAAUCCACGGACAUGCGCUUUGAGAGCGGCGACAGCAGCUGCGAGGACAACAGCUCCACAACCACGGACGCGUGCCACGAAGGCAACUCCUCCAAGAAAAGCAAAAUGAUUACAAAAAAGAAGACGCGCACGAUAUUUUCCAAGAGACAGAUUUUUCAGUUGGAGUCUACUUUUGACAUGAAGCGCUACCUGAGCAGCGCGGAGCGCGCGUGCCUCGCCAGCUCCCUCCAGCUCACAGAGACACAGGUCAAAAUCUGGUUUCAGAACCGCAGGAAUAAACUUAAACGGCAGAUCUCAACUGAGAUGGACGGAGCCGUCGGGGACUUUCCUGAGAGUGGGAAGGCUGUGGCUCUGGGGCAACUCCCGGCUCUGUAUAAGGAGAGCAGUCUGCUGGGCAGGUGCUUGCUGCCCAUGCCCCUACCAGUGAUGUAUCCGGGCGGCAGCACGCCUUACCUCUGCUUCUCCGGCGCCUCCAAGUACUUUGGCUUGUACGACGGGGACGUAUGAAGCACACACUGUGCAAAGGACACUGUGAUGCGCUCGGUGCCAGUCAUCAGCAUUUAAAAGCGUGGAGCAGGAGUUAGGCCUGGACUGGCGGCACGAAAAUAGUUACAUAUCACGUUAAUGUAAGCGGACUCAGAUUUAUUUAUUUUUGAGCCUUAUAGGCCUAUGUUUUCUAAGGACUGCUAUUCACAUGUUUUAAAAACAUGGCAGGCAAAACUGCAGAACCACAGCUAGCCUUAUAGAGAGGCCUGCUUCACUAUCAACCCCAUACAUUUAGUUCAUGCAAUUAUUAUUAUUAUUAUUAUUAUUAUUAUUAUUAUUAUUAUUGGAGCAGCCUCAGCCACCAAAGAAAUUACUAUAGCCUAAAGCUAUAUUUGCAUGCAAUUCCUGUAUCAAAAAUAAUU